AUGGCCGCUUCCAAGAACAUACACCGGCAUGGAGGGCUGGUCCUGUUGUGUACGAUGAUGGGGACGCUGUGCCAGAUCGGGGAAGGACAGAUUCGCUACUCGGUGCCAGAGGAGACAGACAAAGGCACGGUCGUGGGUAACGUCUCCAAGGACCUGGGACUGGAGUCGCGCGAGCUGGCGGAGCGCGGGGUCCGCAUCGUCUCCAGAGGUAGGUCGCAGCUUUUCUCCCUGAACCCGCGGAGCGGCAGCUUGGUCACCGCUGGCAGGAUAGACCGGGAGGAGCUGUGCGCCCAGAGCGCGCCCUGUCUUGUAAAUAUUAACAUCCUAGUUGAGGACAAAGGAAAACUCUUUGGAGUAGAAAUCGAAAUAACUGAUAUUAACGACAAUAAUCCGAAGUUUCAUGUUGAAGAUCUGGAAGUGAAAAUUAACGAAAUCGCUGCCCCUGGAGCACGGUAUCCACUCCCAGAAGCUGUUGAUCCAGAUGUGGGCAUAAACUCCCUCCAGAGUUACCAGCUCAGCCCCAACCAACACUUCUCUCUACACCUGCAAACCGGAGAUGAUGGAACUAUAAACCCAGAGCUGGUGCUGGAGCGCACCCUGGACCGAGAGGAAGAGCCCACUCACCACCUGGUCCUCACUGCCUCCGAUGGCGGCAACCCGCGCCGCUCCAGCACAGCGCUCAUCCAGGUCACAGUGUUGGAUACAAACGACAAUGCCCCUGUUUUCGACCAACCGGUUUACCGCGUGAAAGUCCUCGAGAACGUGGCCCCUGGCACUUUGCUGCUCACGGUGAGAGCUAGCGACCCGGAUAAGGGUGCCAAUGGGAAAGUGACAUAUAAAUUCCGAAAAGUUAAUGAAAAACAGUCCCUGUUAUUCCAUCUUCAUGAGAACACCGGGGAAUUGACAGUAGCGAAAAAUCUAGACUAUGAAGAAUGUUCAUUAUAUGAAAUGGAAAUACAGGCUGAAGAUGUGGGGGCGCUUCUAGGGAGGAGCAAAGUGAUAAUUAUGGUAGAAGAUGUAAACGACAAUCGGCCAGAAGUGACCAUUACAUCCUUGUUUAACCCAGUGAUGGAAAAUUCUCUUCCUGGUACAGUAAUUGCCUUCUUAAAUGUGCAUGAUCGGGACUCUGGAAAGAACGGUCAAGUUGUCUGCUCCAUACAUGAGAACUUACCUUUUAAAUUAGAAAAGUCAAUAGAUAAUUAUUAUAGAUUGGUGACAUGGAAAUAUUUGGACCGAGAAAAGGUCUCUAUGUACAAUAUCACAGUGAUAGCUUCAGAUCUAGGAGUCCCACCUCUGUCUACCGAAACUUGCAUUGCCCUGAUUGUGGCAGACACUAAUGACAACCCUCCUCGUUUUCCUCAUACCUCCUACACAGCCUAUAUCCCAGAAAACAACCUGAGAGGAGCCUCCAUCUUCUCCUUGACUGCACAUGACCCUGACAGCCAGGAAAAUGCACAGGUCACUUACUCUGUGUCUGAGGACACCAUACAGGGAGUGCCUUUGUCCUCUUACAUCUCCAUCAACUCAGACACUGGUGUCCUGUAUGCACUGCAAUCUUUUGACUUUGAGAAGAUCCAAGACUUGCAGUUAUUGGUUGUUGCCAGUGACAGUGGAAGCCCACCACUCAGCAGCAAUGUGUCACUGAGCUUGUUUGUGUUGGACCAGAACGACAAUGCACCCGAGAUUCUAUACCCUGGCCUUCCCACAGAUGGCUCCACUGGUGUGGAACUGGCUCCCCGCACUGCAGAGCCUGGAUACCUGGUGACCAAGGUGGUGGCGGUGGACAGAGACUCAGGACAGAACGCCUGGCUGUCCUAUCGCCUGCUCAAGGCUAGCGAACCCGGGCUCUUCUCUGUAGGGCUUCAUACGGGUGAGGUGCGCACAGCCAGGACCCUGCUGGACAGAGAUGCACUCAAGCAGAACCUGGUGAUGGCGGUCCAGGACCAAGGCCAGCCUCCACUCUCUGCCACUGUAACUCUCACUGUGGCGGUGGCUAACAGCAUCCCUGAAGUGUUGGCUGACUUGAGCAGCAUUAGUACCCCUGGGACCCCAGAGGAUUCUGAUCUCACGCUCUACCUGGUGGUGGCAGUGGCUGUUGUCUCCUGCGUCUUCCUUGUCUUUGUCAUUGUCCUCCUAGCACUCAGACUUCAGCGCUGGCACAAGUCUCGCCAGUUCCAGGGCUCCAGAGGUGGUUUGACCCCUGCUCCUCCCUCACAUUUUGUGGGCAUUGACGGGGUACAAGCCUUUCUGCAAACUUAUUCUCAUGAAGUCUCCCUCACUUCAGGCUCCCAGACAAGCCACAUUAUCUUUCCUCAGCCCAACUACGCAGACAUGCUCAUUAACCAAGAAAGCAGUGAGAGAAAUGAUUCUUUAUUAACAUCCAUAGAUUUCCAUGAGAGUAAGGAUGAAGACGCUUGUGCUCAGGUAAGUUCGGUUGUCUGA
Molecule: messenger RNA, 2442 nt
Organism: Cricetulus griseus (Chinese hamster)
Lineage: Eukaryota; Metazoa; Chordata; Mammalia; Rodentia; Cricetidae
Source: RefSeq, a predicted model, not a curated record